AUGGUAUACACUUCGUUGACAGAGGCUCCUCGCAACCUCAAGGAGGCCAUUGACUGGUUGAUGGCCCUGAAGGGAACGGAUCCUUCAACUAACUUGAAGGCCAUGGGUGCCGCACUCUACGAUUUUCUCGUGCAGCAGCCUGUUGUCCCCAGGCGGUUGCCAGCCCUCGAGGAUCUAAAACGCAUUUCCAAGAGAUUCAUGGGGCAAAAGGAGCUUAGGGACCACCCAUCCGUAAGCUUAAUUCUGGGAAGAUUUAACAACCCUGUGGAUAGAAAACCUGGCGUGUUCGCUAAAACAAUGGGUUCAAAUCCUGAAAAAGUCGCAGACAACAUAGGUAAAUUUGUUUAUGGUACCGGGAAGUUAUUGCAUGAUAUAAGACAUCCCAAACAUUACAAGUCUGCUUACAGUUCGGAAGCGACGUGGGCUAAAUCAUGUUCGAAAAACCCGGAAACUUGUGCGGUGAUCUUCGUGGGGAUUGCGCCAAUGUUAUACACAGGCCUACUUUCUUUGAGGGACGAGACUAGCGCUGUUGACAGUAUCUUUGUAGAUUUCAAUUCUGUGCAGAAGCGUAUUAGAAACGUCUUGAACGCCCUAGGUUACGCUGAUCAGCAAAGGCGCCACGUCAUGAGGCCUUCCGAUAUACUGAAAGCGUUGAGCGAUAUGGAUAAGGAUUUGUUGGCCAUACUCCACAACCUCGCCGGAGUAUUGGCCUUUUAUUGA
This is a messenger RNA of Babesia ovata, 720 nucleotides long. RefSeq lists its product as uncharacterized. NCBI's taxonomy places the organism in Eukaryota, Apicomplexa, Aconoidasida, Piroplasmida, Babesiidae. The transcript has a single exon. The coding region runs from base 1 to 720 and encodes 239 amino acids. The record is from RefSeq and is a predicted model, not a curated record.